AUGACGCUUCAGUGGUUCGUUGUGGCAUUGAUUUUAUAUCUGGAAAUAGCGGUUGUACUUUUAUUACUCUUGCCUUGGAUUCGUCCAACAUUAUGGAGUAAAUUCUUCAAAAGUCGCAUUGUGAAAACGUUCGAAAAACAUGCAAAUGUUUACUUUAUUUCUACACUCUGUAUCCUUUUGCUUCUUUUUGCAGAUGCUAUUCGAGAAGUGCGGAAAUAUGCAGGUGAAGUGGCAAUAGAGGCUUCGAUUCGUCAUACUGCAGAUUCAGAAAAUGUUGUCCACAUGCGACUUUUUCGUGCACAACGAAAUCUCUAUAUUUCUGGAUUUGCACUCUUACUUUUUCUAGUUAUCAAACGAUUAGUUGCACUUCUUUCACGUGGUGCACUACUUGAAGCUGCUGCUGAAGCUGCAAUGAAGCAAGCUGAAAGUGCAACUAAAACGGCAAAAUCUUACAUGUAUGACGAUAAUGAAAAGGAAAAGGAACUAGAGCGACAGGUUGAAGAGCUCGGCAAAGAACUGAAAUCAGCACAAGUGGACAGAGAUGCUAUGAAGGAGCAAGCGGAGGGUCUUCAGCGGGAAUAUGAUCGUGUUUGUGGCCUGCUUAAGCAGGCUGAGAAAGCGAGUGGAGACAAGAAGGAAGAUUGA
This is a messenger RNA of Acanthocheilonema viteae, 645 nucleotides long. The record is from the annotation of a GenBank genome assembly. NCBI's taxonomy places the organism in Eukaryota, Metazoa, Nematoda, Chromadorea, Rhabditida, Onchocercidae.